This is a messenger RNA of Drosophila eugracilis, 908 nucleotides long. It is a transcript of the gene PolZ2, whose product is annotated as DNA polymerase zeta processivity subunit. Gene Ontology annotation, cellular component: zeta DNA polymerase complex. NCBI's taxonomy places the organism in Eukaryota, Metazoa, Arthropoda, Insecta, Diptera, Drosophilidae. The record is from RefSeq and is a predicted model, not a curated record.
AAAAGCUAAAUUGGCAGCAGUACCCACCACUAACGUUGUCGAUCCCUGGCAAUCGUUUUAAUAAAAAACAAGAAUAAAGGUCAUUUUGUGUAUUGUUUUUAUAUUUUCUCGAAAAUGCAGGUGGAGAUCCAGGACGACGUAAUUGUGGAGGCGAUGGAGGUACUAAUUAACCACAUUUUAUACGGGCGUGGUGUUUACCCCUCGCACAUAUUUAAAAAAAAGCGGGUGUAUAACACUCCGGUCUUUAUAUCCAUUUUCCCACCGCUUAAUAAUUACCUGGCCGGUGUUCUUAGAUCCGCUCAGGAACUGAUUUGCCGCCGGGAGCUGCAGUGCCUAGAGAUUAUAGUUUAUCAUGAUGAUAGUAAGAAAAGUGAGAUCUACAAAAUCACACUGGGAACCAGAAGGGAUGGACAAUCAGCGGAAGAUUGCUUAUUGCAUUCCGAGCAACAACUGCGUAGUGCUAUCUACAAAAUAUCUGAAAGGUUGAAUCAGAUUCCCAAACCUGCUGCAGGAAGGUGCCACUUUAAAAUCCACCUACACACCACCCAGGAGGCAUUCAUCCGCCUUAGUCACGAGGCUCAGUACCAGGAGUUUCCCUGGAUUCAGGCUUAUAAUCCGGAAUCACAGUUGCCGCCAGGAACUGCUUCCCUCUUACCUUUAACAACAAUGGCGAAUUUGGGAUUGAGAAUGGAGGCAGUUAUUCAUGGAUAAUCGCACGUUUCUAUUUAACAGAAAAGCUUAAUAUAAAUUUGUUUAUUUUAUGUUAUCAUUAUACUACGAUGAUCGUUUAAUUUAAAAACGAAUCGUACGACAAUAUUAGAUUAAUUAAACCUUUCUUACUUUGCAUAAGUAGAAACAAAUUGCAAAUUCCAUUUUGUGACACGAAAUAAAUGAAUGAUUUUAUUAAA